Molecule: messenger RNA, 1080 nt
Organism: Trematosphaeria pertusa
Lineage: Eukaryota; Fungi; Ascomycota; Dothideomycetes; Pleosporales; Trematosphaeriaceae
Product: CIA30-domain-containing protein
Exons: 2
Coding region: 64-873 (269 amino acids)
Biological process (GO): mitochondrial electron transport, NADH to ubiquinone; mitochondrial respiratory chain complex I assembly
Cellular component (GO): mitochondrion
Source: RefSeq, a predicted model, not a curated record
AUCCACAGCACUGUGACCGCAGCCCGCACCUCAACCAGCCUUAUUCACGGGUAGCACGCGACGAUGCGGCCGUCUGCACGCUGUCUGGCGCCAGGCUUCUUCAAGCGCAGUCUGGACGAGUUCAAGCGCCUGUCCAGCUUCGCUCUCAAGCUAGAAGGGCUCAAAUCGCCUACGAAACCGUUCCUGCUGGUCCCUUUCGACUCUCCGGAUGACAUCGCCAGGUGCAAGCGCAUGAGCGACAAAGACAUCGGUGGCUUCUCCACGGCCAACCUCGACUUCCACCCUGCGGCGCACGACGCACCCUCCCACGCGCGCUUCCACGGCAACAUAUCCAUUGAGCUACCGCCAGACCAGCCGCACGUACAGCGGACUGGCUAUGCCGGCUGGCGCACGCUCGAUCGAGGCUUCACUAUAUUCGGCAAGUCGCUCUGGGACGUAGAUCUGUACACCUACCUCGCCAUCCACUUCAAAUCCGACGGCCGCAAAUACUUCGUCAAUGUGCAGACCGAGUCGAUUGUACCAACGGACAUCCACCAGCACCGCCUGUAUGCAAAGACGCCCGGCGAGUGGGAGACAAUACUGAUCAAAUGGAGCGAAUUCGUGCGGACGAACCACGGCCAGGUCGUGGAGCCCCAGCGGGAGAUGCUGACGCAGAAGGUGCGGACUGUGGGCAUGGCGCUGAUCGAUAGGAUACCAGGGCCUUAUGAGCUCAGUAUCAGCAAGGUAUGGGCCACGAACGCCGGGCGCGACGAUGAAAUACUUGCCAGUGUUACGGGGGCCAUCUCCGGUCUUCCAAUGUCAUCCUCUCGGCGUGGAGACUUCAGCAAGCCCGGGGUUCUGAAGAAAGAAGCUCGCGGAGAAUAUGUAUCAUAAAAUCGCAAUGCAGGCUUCUUGCCAUGCCGGUGCCGUUGUGUUUACCCGUACGCAACCUCAGUGAUGGGGUGCAUUUGAUAAGUAUCUACUCGUUGGCCAAUCGUAUCUCCACCAGAGUGUGAUGUCUGGGUUCAUGUUCAUAUCCGUCGCAGGAUAUUUUAUACUUCUAGAUAGUAGUAUUAGUAGUAGAGAGUAUUAGCGUAACGU